This is a messenger RNA of Chenopodium quinoa (quinoa), 2196 nucleotides long. RefSeq lists its product as uncharacterized. NCBI's taxonomy places the organism in Eukaryota, Viridiplantae, Streptophyta, Magnoliopsida, Caryophyllales, Amaranthaceae. The record is from RefSeq and is a predicted model, not a curated record. The transcript has 9 exons. Bases 28 to 1911 code for a protein of 627 amino acids.
AUAUUUCCUCCAAGUUUCUUUAACUCAAUGGAGCACCUUCCUAUCCAUUUACCUUACGAGGCAAAAGUUGGAGGGCCCGUUCAAUAUAGGUGGAUGUAUCCUUUUGAGAGGUUUUUAUACCACCUGAAGAAAAAGGUGGGAAACAAAGCUCGAGUUGAGGCUUCAAUCUGUAAUGCCUACUUAACAGAGGAGAUUUCAACCUUUUGCUCCCAUUAUUUUGAGGAUCACGUUAACACAAAAGUGGGUAUUUUAGGAUUGAAUCUUAAAGCCGUUGAAGAGCCAAUUGACAAAAAUCUACCAGAGGUUUUCUAUUGUAAUACUGGUUACAGUCCAACUCAAGGGCAAUUAGCUUAUCUUAGUGACAAGGACUACAAUGUUGCCCAUCGCUAUGUGCUUGGUAAUUGUGAGCUGCUAUCUGAUUUUGAACGUUUGUUCGAAGAGCAUGUGAUGAAAACUUAUGGUUGCUUAUGUGUAGAAGAUGUUUGGACCAAUUAUGAUCAACAUUUUUCAAAUUGGUUUAGAGAACAUGUUUUGGAUAAGAACAUAAAUGAGGACAUCAUUUAUUCUUUAGCAAUUGGUCCAUCGACAAGGAUGUCGUAUAGACGUAGAGGUGGCCUGAAUGGGAGAGGUGCGAUCAUUCGAUCUCCAGGCUAUCGAAAUAGUCCUCGCAUUACCAGUGAAGCGAUGAUUCAUGAGAUACCUUCUAAAGCUGCACCCCAUAUAACUCCAAGUACCCUGCCCCACACAACACUGAGUACACCAAAUCAAAUGCCUAACGUCCAAGCUGCCCCACAAACACCUGUGACCAAUGUAGCAACAACAAUUUCACACCAAGAUGAGGUGCCUAAUUCUACAACUGAAGCAACAGUUCACCAGGAGCCCCAAACAACCCAAGUUGAUUCAAUGCCUAAUACAAGUGUAUCUGAUGAGACUGGUAACCCUGAAAAAAUUGAUUCAGUCCUGCAUCCUAAUGGUUUAUGGUUUGCCCAUCGUGAGGUGACUGAUAUUGUUUCCAAGACAUCAUAUAAGGCGUGCUUUAAGGGACCAUAUUGCAAUUGGGCUAUGACUCCAUUAGAAGCUCGACGGAGAUGGUGGAAUGCUUUCAAGCAAGAGUUCUCAUGGGACCCAUCAAUAGCUAAGGAAGUUAAGAAGGGUUGGAAAUCAAAAUGUAGUAGGCGUAUUAGUGAUAUGGUGUCGAAGGUUUGCACGGAUCCUAAGUAUAAUGCUGUCUGGUGCCCUCCUACCAUAAGGGAGGAGAUGAUUCAAAUUAGAAAAAGAAAGGAAUUCCAAGAAAAAUCAAAGCAAUGCUCAAAAAACCGAAUGGGCAAUGGAACCCAAAAAAUUCACCAUCGACAAGGGUCUAUAUCUACUGAAGAAGUGCGGCUGAAAUUGGAAAAAAAAUUGGGACGAAAACCAACAGCUGCUGAACUUUACUUCGAGUGCCAUGCAGAUAGUGGUGGUCGAUUUGUUAAUUCUAAGGCAGAAACAGUGUGGAAUGACUAUAAUAGUAAAAAAGCUGCAAAUCUUGAAUGUGAGACCGAGAAUCAAAAAACUGAAGAUGAGUUGUUCCUUGAGGCUGCUGGUGGGUGGAAUGACAAGGGAAGAUUAUUUGGUUUGGGAGCUGCUGCUUACUCAUAUUAUGAGAAACCAGUAACCGAAGAGAAGAGGGCAAAGAAAUCAAGAAGAGAGUAUGCAAUGGAGCUAGAAAACAAAUUUAUUGAUCUCGUUACGGAGAAUGUGGAACAACAGAAAGAGCUUAAUGCAACAAAAGAGAGCCUUGUCGAAACCCAAAAAAGUCUUGCCGAAACUCAAAACACUGUGAAGGCCCUUGAACAACAAGUGCAAAUGCUUCUCCAAUCUAAGAAAAUCUCAAACUCUGCAACAUCUACAUCCUCUCCUACUGAUGCAUGAUCAUCAAGUGCAAAUAACAAGGAUCCUUUUUAUAUAUUGCAUGUAAAGUCUCUAAUUAUUACAAUUGACAUGCUUCUAAUAUAGGUCUUAGUCUCAUGGUAGCAUAUUUUGGACCAAGUAUAUAGCAUUAGGUAUUAACUAAGUCUAAAAGGCUGCUUUUGUAUAUUUUGCUACUAACUCUAGCUUACAUGUUCCCUUGUAAGUUACACUGUGAACUUUGCCCUUAUGAUUUAAUGUAUUAAAUUUGGUUUAAAUUUGUCUUUCUUUUCUUUCAAAAAAAAAAAU